ACUCGUGUUCCUGCGUCCACACCCCCCACACAGGCACCGGCAGCAUCUGGACGGAGUUCUUCCCUCUUACUCUCCCUCAUCUCCCUCUCUCUCGCUGUCUCUUUGUCUCUCUCGUCGAUUGUCCCAGCUCAGUCAGCAGCAUCUGCAUGGGGAAGAAGAAGGAGGAGGAGGAGGAUGGUGAAUGCACCACAUCGCUGGGAACUCCUCCUCCUGCUCUUUGACGGGCCAAUGAACGAAGAGUGCCGGGAAAUACAGCAGAAGAACGACGCCGACGUCUUGUCAGUGUGAUGGAAAAAUGUUGUGAGUGUUUGCAAAGCGUCUCUUGAGAACAGGAAAAAAAAAAAACACGAAAAACUAUCAAACAUCGCAGGUGACUGGACAAUGUUUUUGAGCCACUGAUUUUUUGGGGGGGCAUCUCCUUUUUUUUCCCCGUGUCUUCUCAUCUUUGAUUCCAGGGACGCAGCGGCUUGUCUCCUCCGGCAAUGAAGUUCAACCUGUUCAGGAAGCCCCAGCCAGUGGCCCCCUCCGAGACCACCGGAGCGACCACCCUUGCCAGUAUGGCCCCCACCCCGGCAGCCAUCUCCACGGUGGCUGAAAGUUCUGGAAACGACACGGAGAUCAGCAAGCAUGACAUGUUUGAGGAGAUCAAGAGCAAGUUCUUGAAUGAAAUUGACAAAAUCCCAUUGCCCCCGUGGGCUCUGAUCGCCAUUGCAGUGGUGGCCGCUUUGUUGGUGCUCACCUGUUGCUUCUGCAUCAUCAAAAAGUGCUGCUGCAAGAAAAAGAAGAACAAAAAGGGUAAAAAGGGCAAGGAUGGCUUCAACAUGAAGAACAUGGAGGGCGGUGAGGAACCGCAGGAUGAUGACGAUGACGAGGGAGAGACCGGGCUGACGGAAGAGGAGAAGGAGGAAGAGGAGAAGGAGCAAGAGAAGCUUGGCAAACUGCAAUAUUCCAUUGACUACGACUUUGAAAACACAAAGCUCACCGUCGGAAUCCUUCAAGCGGCGGACCUCAUGUCCAUGGAUUCGGGAGGUACUUCCGAUCCGUACGUACGAGUCCUGCUCUUGCCUGAGAAAAAGAAGAAGUUUGACACCAAAGUCCACAAGAAAACGCUCAACCCUGUCUUCAAUGAAACCUUUGUCUUCAAGGUGCCCUACGAAGAGCUCGGUGGCAAAACCCUGGCGUUGUCUGUUUUCGACUACGAUCGCUUCUCCAAGCACGAUGUCAUCGGCGAGGUGAAGCUGCCCAUGAACACCAUCGACCUCGGACGGCCCAUUGAGGAGUGGCGGGACCUGGAGAGUGCCGAUCAAGAAGAGCCUGAGAAACUCGGGGACAUCUGCAUCUCCCUGCGUUACGUUCCCACUGCCGGGAAACUCACCGUCUGCAUCCUGGAGGCCAAGAACUUGAAAAAGAUGGAUGCCUGUGGAUUAUCCGACCCGUAUGUGAAGAUCCAGCUGCUGCAGGGGGGUAAGCGUCUGAAGAAGAAGAAGACAACGGUGAAGAAGAACACCCUCAACCCGUACUACAACGAAUCCUUCAGCUUUGAAAUCCCACUGGAACAGAUGCAGAAAAUCCUUGUGGCCGUCACUGUGUUCGACUAUGACAAGAUCGGCAAGAACGAUGCCAUCGGCAAAGUUUUUGUGGGCAGUAAGGCCACCGGGCUGGGUCUCAAGCAUUGGUCCGACAUGCUGGCUAACCCGCGGCGCCCCAUCGCCCAGUGGCACGCUUUGCAACCAGAGGAGGACAUCGACGGUCAGCUGGCCUCCUUGGCGGCCAAGAAGUAACCAGCAAACUAUUCCAGCCCUUCAUUCAAUUACUGAAACUUUGCAUGGCUUCAACCCACUUUUCAUGAAAGCUGCUCAGCAAAAGACUGGAUAGAAUAGAUUCGGUUUGGCUUUCGAGGCAUCCCAUCUUGCAAACGCGUGUCUGCUUACCAACUUGACGUUUCCAUCUCAACAUUCUUGUACACUGAAGUGUGAGCUGAAUUUAAGUUGCAUUUGUAGAGCAUGCUUUGCCCCACCGGCCCACGGCUUUGCACUCUUAACGUAUCCUGACAUCAACUUGCAAAAUAGAAAGUGGAAUCGAAAGGUUUGGGUCCUGCUGUUCAUGUCACC
Syngnathus typhle (broad-nosed pipefish) is the source of this 2111-nucleotide messenger RNA. RefSeq names its product synaptotagmin-2-like. NCBI's taxonomy places the organism in Eukaryota, Metazoa, Chordata, Actinopteri, Syngnathiformes, Syngnathidae. Gene Ontology annotation, molecular function: calcium ion binding; calcium-dependent phospholipid binding; phosphatidylserine binding. The record is from RefSeq and is a predicted model, not a curated record. The transcript is spliced from 9 exons. Gene Ontology annotation, cellular component: axon; dense core granule; synaptic vesicle membrane. Bases 483 to 1781 code for a protein of 432 amino acids. Gene Ontology annotation, biological process: calcium ion-regulated exocytosis of neurotransmitter; cellular response to calcium ion; synaptic vesicle endocytosis.